Molecule: messenger RNA, 2121 nt
Organism: Momordica charantia (bitter melon)
Lineage: Eukaryota; Viridiplantae; Streptophyta; Magnoliopsida; Cucurbitales; Cucurbitaceae
Source: RefSeq, a predicted model, not a curated record
AUUGGUUCUCACCAGCCACAGUGCAUCGACUCGAGAGACAAGUUGUUCCACAUUUUUUCUCUGGAAAAUUGCCUGACCGCACUCCUGAGAAAUAUAUGGAAAUUAGGAAUUUUGUUGUUGCCAAAUACAUGGAGAAUCCUGAGAAAAGGGUCACAGUUUCAGAUUGCCAGGGAUUGGUUGAUGGUGUCAGCAAUGAAGAUUUAACUCGAAUUGUUCGAUUUCUUGAUCAUUGGGGUAUUAUUAAUUAUUGUGCUCCAACACCUAGUUGUGAACCAUGGAAUAGCAAUUCAUACUUGAGAGAAGAUAUGAAUGGUGAGAUUCACGUGCCAUCAGCUGCUUUGAAGCCGAUUGAUAGCUUAAUCAAAUUUGACAAACCAAAAUGUAGGCUCAAGGCAGCUGAUGUCUAUUCUGCACUUUCAUGCCAUGAUAAAAAUGAUGGCCUAUCUGAUUUGGACAACAGAAUUCGAGAGCGUCUAGCUGAAAAUCAUUGUAGCUGUUGUUCUCAGUCUGUUCCCAUUGCAUACUACCAGUCACAGAAGGAGGUUGAUGUCUUACUUUGCUCCGACUGCUUCCAUGAAGGCAAAUAUGUUGCUGGUCAUUCAAGCAUUGAUUUUCUGAGGAUGGACAUGUCAAAAGAUUAUGGUGAACUAGAUAGUGAAAAUUGGACUGAUCAAGAAACUCUAUUGCUUUUAGAGGCGAUAGAAUUGUAUAAUGAGAAUUGGAAUGAAAUUACAGAACAUGUUGGGUCCAAGUCUAAAGCUCAAUGCAUUAUACAUUUUCUGCGUCUAUCAGUGGAGGAUGGCCUAUUAGAAAAUGUUGAUGUGCCGGGCGUUUCUCUCUCAUCCAAUUCUUCUCAUGGGGAAGAUAAUGAGAAGUCACAUUCAAACAUGAAUGGAAACGUAGCAGGAUCUUCCUCUCAAGAUAAAGAGAUGUAUGAUAGGCUCCCUUUUGCUAAUUCUGGGAACCCAGUCAUGGCGUUGGUUGCUUUUCUCGCAUCUGCUAUUGGACCAAGAGUUGCUGCAUCAUGUGCUCAUGCAUCCUUAGCUGCACUAUCUGAGGACAGUGUAGCUGCUUCUGGGAGCAUAUUUCAAACUGAAGGUUCUGGAAAUGCUAAUAGGCCGAAUGUGGAGAGCACACAUGGCAGAGACGGUGGCUCCUAUGGAGAACUCCCAAAUUCAGUCAAGCAAAAAGAUGAGAAUAAGUCAGAGGCAGAGGUAACACUAUUAUCUGCUGAAAAGGUUAAAGUUGCUGCAAAAGCAGGCCUUGCUGCUGCCGCAACAAAGGCAAAAUUGUUUGCUGACCAUGAAGAACGAGAAAUCCAACGGUUGUCUGCUAACAUCAUAAACCAUCAGUUAAAAAGAUUGGAGUUGAAGUUGAAGCAGUUUGCAGAAGUAGAAACCUUCUUGAUGAAGGAAUGCGAACAAGUCGAGAGGACAAGGCAGAGGUUUGUUGCCGAGCGAGCACGAAUGUUAGGUGUCCAAUUUGGACCUGCUGGAGGAGUUACCGUGCCUGCGAGUUUACCAGGCGUUAUCCCUUCCAUGGUAAACAAUAAUAACACAAACAGUAGGCAGAGUAUGAUCACGCCUCAACCUUCGCAGCCGGGCGUUUCUGGGUAUGGCAACAACCAGCAACUUCAUCCCCACAUGUCGUACAUGCCCCGGCAGUCAAUGUUCGAUUUGGGGCAAAGGCUACCCUUAUCCGCGAUUCAGCAGCAGCAGUCUGGGACAACUUCCUCCAAUGCCAACAUGUUCAAUGGCCCAAGCAAUGCCCAGCCUCCUCUCAGUCACCCGAUGAUGAGGCCGGUUACUGGAUCCAGCUCUGGAUUAGGCUGAAAGAAGAGAUACUUGAAUUGAUUGGUUUCCUUUCAGGUUGAUUAUUUGUGCAGCCGUGAAGAGAGAGCAGGGCAAAGAAAAAUGAUAAUCUUCCGUGAGAAAAAGUUGUUCAUUCGUUUAACUUUUUCUUUUUUGGGAGCAAAUAGGGGAAUUAACCGACGCGAUUGUAGGGAUUGUAACUGCAUUCAAUUAGAUGUAAAAAAAGGAAAAAAGAAAAAAAAAAGAAGAGAAAGUUCGCUGUUUCAAGUAAAAAACCAAUUAUGAAAGUGCUUCCAUUGUUUUUGUUUUA